UUGUGGGCCGUGGAUCAGAUCGUAUAAGUAGGCUACAUUCAGCUGAAGUGUCGGACACCCAGAGGCCACCCAGAGAGGGACAGGGAGCUGCGUGCAGGCAACAUGACUUCAUUAACGUGGGGACUGCUCUGCUUCAUUGGUAUUCUGGCAUCGGGAACUCUGGGAAUUUUCCCACAGCCUCGCUCCCAGCACCGACAGAGUCACUCAGUUCGUCCUUUGAACUCACGAGUGUCCCCGCAAGUCCCGUCAAGGGUCCGUCAGCACUUUGAGAUCAAAUCGAUUGAGCAAACAUCUGACGAAGUAGCAAGUGCUGAGAGUUUUCAGGAGGUCCAGCUGGGAGAUUACUCUACCCGAGGCUUCCAGCAGCAGCAGAGUGUCCGGCCAGGUGCCAACAACUACCUGACGCAGGAGAGCCGGACCACAAUCAGCGCAGCUGGUGGCAGUAAUUCCAGGUUUUAUCGCUAUCAGCCUGCCCAUCGCCCACUGCCAAAGAAAAGCAAGCUGUCUUCACAGCUGCAUCACAAUGCUGCACCAUUUGCAUCCUGGCAGCCUGCUAAAGACUCGAGUGGCUCUCCUGCAUCCAUCAGAACUGGUGCAGCAACAAGAUCCAACUGCAGAAAUCGGCCUAUAGACCUGGUCUUCAUCAUAGACAGCUCCCGCAGUGUACGUCCUGCUGAGUUUGAGAAGGCCAAGGAGUUCCUGCAAGACAUGGUGGACAGCUUGGAGAUCGGGUCCGAUGCCACGCGAGUCGGCCUCGUCAAUUACGCCAGCACAGUACAGAUUGAGUUUCUACUGAAGACGUAUUUUGACAAGUCUUCCCUGAAGCAGGCACUGGCCCGUGUUGAGCCCCUCGCUUCAGGCACCAUGACAGGCAUGGCCAUUAAGACUGCUAUGGAGAAAGCAUUCACUGCGGACGCAGGGGCCCGAGCUAGUUCUGUGAACAUCGCCAAAGUGGCCAUCAUAGUGACGGAUGGGAGGCCCCAGGACAAAGUGGAGGAGGUGUCAGCAGCGGCUCGUGCGUCUGGGAUUGAGAUCUACGCGGUGGGAGUAGACAGAGCUGAUAUGAUGUCCCUCCGCCUCAUGGCCAGUCCCCCACAUGAUGACCAUGUCUUCUAUGUGGAGACCUAUGGUGUUAUAGAGAAGCUCACUUCCAAGUUUAGGGAAACCUUGUGUGGUAAGGAUGAUGAUAAUGGGAGUGCGGAUAUGCCAAUAAAUGGUGGAAUUGAUGAUUAUGGACUAGGCCUAGAUGGCAGGAAAGACGGUAAUGGAAUAAAUAAUGAAAAUGACGAUAAAGGAAACAACGGUUUGGAUGCAUGUGCUCAGGGACACAGUUGCCAGCACAUUUGUGUCAACAGUGACAACUCAUACUACUGCAAGUGUCGCUCGGGCUACGUCUUGAACCCGGACAAGAAAACAUGCUCACGUUCUGAUCCAUGUGCCGAUGGACAUGACUGUCAGCACAUUUGCAUGAACAGUGAUGACUCAUACGUCUGCAAGUGUCGAGUGGGAUACGUGUUGAAUGCAGACCAGAAAACAUGCUCACAUUUGGAUACAUGUGUCCAGGGACAUGACUGCCAGCACAUUUGUGUCAAAAAUGGCGAUUCUUACCUGUGUAUGUGUCACGAGGGAUAUGUGUUGAAUGCAGACAAGAAAACAUGCUCACGUUCAACUACAUGUGCCCAGGGCCAUGACUGUCAGCAUAUUUGUGUAGACACUGAUGAUUCUUACAUCUGCAAAUGUCGUUUGGGAUACGUAUUGAACGCUGACGAGAAAACAUGCUCACGUUCUGAUGCAUGUGCCCUUGGACAUGAUUGCCAGCACAUUUGUGAAAACAGUGAGGACUCUUAUAUCUGCAAGUGUCAAGUGGGAUAUGUGUUAAAUGCAGAUCUAAAAACAUGCUCACGUUCGGAUACAUGUGACCAGAUACAUGACUGCCAGCAUUUUUGUGUCACAAAUGGUGAUUCCUACCUUUGCAAGUGUCAUGAGGGAUAUGUGUUGAAUGCAGACCAGAAAACGUGCUCACGUCUCUUUUCAGGUUCUAAUCAAUGUGCCAAUGGACAUGAUUGCCAGCAGAUUUGUGUAAACAAUGAUGACUCGUACAUCUGCAAGUGUCAAGUGGGAUAUGUGUUGAAUCCAGAUAUGAAAACAUGCUCACGUUCAGAUACGUGUGUCCAGGGACAUGACUGCCAACAUAUUUGUGUCAGCAUUGAUGGCUUGUACAUCUGCAAAUGUCGAGAGGGAUAUGUGUUGAAUGCAGACCAGAAAACGUGCUCACAUUCAGAUGCAUGUGCCCAUGGACAUGACUGCCAGCACAUUUGUGUCAACAGUGAUGACUCGUAUAUCUGCAAGUGUCAAGUGGGAUACGUGUUGAAUGCAGACCAGAAAACAUGCUCACGAUCAGGACUGGACACAUGUGCCCAGGGACAUGACUGCCAGCAAAUAUGUAUCAACAAUGGGAACUCAUACAUCUGCAAGUGUCGAGUGGGAUAUGUUCUGAACAUGGAUAGGAAAACAUGCUCACGUUCAGAUGCAUGUGCCCAUGGACAUGACUGCCAGCACAUUUGUGUCAACAGUGAUGACUCGUAUAUCUGCCAGUGUCGAGUGGGAUAUGUGUUGAAUGCAGACCAGAAAACAUGCUCACAGGAAAUGAGAAGUGAAAUAACCCAAGAUGCCUGCAUGUGUGAAGCUCAGAUUGUGUUCCAGAAAAAAGUACAGUCAACCAUUCACGAGCUGAGCAGAAAACUUGAUGAACUUUCAGACAAAGUGAAUCUGAUUGAAGGUCAGCAGCAGUAUUAAGAACAGCGUUGCCGUCAGAAGACAUGUUAAGGACUGGCGAUGUAUCCACUUUUCUUGACCACCGGAAGUCAUCUGUAAAACCCUCAAAAUCUCUUUAUGUCUCAUGUCUAUGAUGUGUCCAAGAUUUGAUAGAGGUCUGCGUGGUAAUGAUUUCUUAUGCGGUAUACUGGUAGCAUUAUGGUUUUAUAUUAUAAACCUGCAUUUUUGCAUUCACAACAUGGUCUGUUGUUACUUCUUACAGUAAAGUUGGAUAUAACUGGUGUAAAUGUUUACAUAUACCUGUGUAUUUGUAAGAAAAGCAACAUUUCUUCCUAACAGUGUAAACCAUUGAGUUCAGAUUCAUGCACUGUAAGAUAAUUAGUGAAUUUAUAGAAACAGUAGUUGCGUUAGCUUCUUUAAAAAAAAUGUGUUGUACCACAUCCUUGUUGUGUAUUCACUGCUCUGAGAGCAUUUCUUGGUCAGUGUUGUUGUGUAGUGUUCUUGGUAGAACACAAAGACUCCAUCCACAAUCAUAACACAACAACUAAUCUCUUAUGCAACAAGAGCAUUGUUGCUAUCCCUCUGAUUGCAGCAUUACGCAGAGAAAAGACCAAAAUAAAACCUGAUCCAAUUGGCCCCUGGCUGUGUUAAAUCACAGAAUUACUAUAAUCCUUUUCUUUGAAUUGAAACAUUUUAACAACCUAAUUACACAACAUGCAUUGGUAAUUAUUGUUUUGGUUGUAACAGACAGGUACAGUUGUUUUGGGGGGAUAGGGGAAAAAACAGUUUAGGGAGCUCUGACCGCUUCAGUAGGCUACUUUGCAUACUUGGCAAGUCAUGGACCAAAGUUUCUGGCAGCAGUCCUGGCCAUCACAGACUAUUGUCAAUGCAAGUUUUGAAAGCGGGAGAUUUAUAGCUAAGAUCACAUCAGUUUUGUAACCAGUUAAAGUAAUAGUUCUUCAUACACUAUAUUCAUGUACUAUAUUUUCUACUCAUGUCUGUGGAACACAAAUGAAAAAAGUGAAAAGUAUUUGUGGUGAAGGCCUCUAUGGGUAAACUGACAGUUACAUGCAUUACAUGUUUUGGUGCUUUUCUGUAUAUUUUCUAUCAGGAUUAAAGCUGGACAUGGAAAAUAAACAUUCUGAAACAAUGGAUCCAAA
Molecule: messenger RNA, 3935 nt
Organism: Seriola aureovittata
Lineage: Eukaryota; Metazoa; Chordata; Actinopteri; Carangiformes; Carangidae
Product: matrilin-3-like
Exons: 16
Coding region: 103-2796 (897 amino acids)
Molecular function (GO): calcium ion binding
Source: RefSeq, a predicted model, not a curated record